This is a messenger RNA of Herpailurus yagouaroundi (jaguarundi), 1574 nucleotides long. RefSeq names its product inositol monophosphatase 2 (gene IMPA2). The transcript is spliced from 8 exons. Gene Ontology annotation, molecular function: inositol monophosphate 1-phosphatase activity. Bases 154 to 1020 code for a protein of 288 amino acids. NCBI's taxonomy places the organism in Eukaryota, Metazoa, Chordata, Mammalia, Carnivora, Felidae. The record is from RefSeq and is a predicted model, not a curated record. Gene Ontology annotation, biological process: inositol metabolic process; signal transduction; phosphatidylinositol phosphate biosynthetic process.
CCUUCCCGCGGGCACUGCUGUGGGGCCGGCGGCGGCCGAGGCGCGGAGUGGCGGGACGAGGAGGAAGCAGUGCGGAGCCUAGUUUCGGGGCGGCGGGAGCCGGUGGGGGCCCGGCGAGGAGGGCUGGAGGUGGCGGGGCCCGGCGAGGCCACGAUGAAGCCGAACGGCGAGGACGAGGAGGCGCCCGCCGGGGGCCCCUGGGAGGAGUGCUUCGAGGCGGCCGUGCAGCUGGCGCUGCGGGCGGGACAGAUCAUCAGGAAAGCCCUUUCUGAGGAAAAACGCGUCUCAACAAAAACAUCAGCUGCAGACCUCGUGACAGAAACGGAUCACCUUGUGGAAGGUUUAAUUAUUUCUGAGCUGCAAAAGAGGUUUCCUUCGCACAGGUUCAUUGCUGAAGAGGCUGCAGCCGCCGGGGCCAAGUGUGUGCUCACCCCCAGCCCCACCUGGAUCGUCGACCCCAUUGAUGGCACCUGCAACUUUGUGCACAGAUUUCCCACCGUGGCAGUAAGCAUUGGAUUCGCUGUAAACCAAGAGCUGGAAUUUGGAGUGAUUUACCACUGCACAGAGGAGCGGCUGUACACAGGCCGGAGGGGCCGGGGCGCCUUCUGCAACGGCCAGCGACUCCGGGUCUCCGGGGAGACAGAUAUCUCCAAGGCCUUGGUUCUAACGGAAAUUGGCCCCAAACGUGACCCUGCCACUCUGAAAUUGUUCCUGAGCAACAUGGAGAGGUUACUCCACGCCAAAGCUCAUGGGGUCCGAGUUAUCGGGAGCUCCACCUUGGCACUCUGCCACCUGGCCUCGGGGGCUGCGGAUGCUUAUUACCAGUUUGGCCUGCACUGCUGGGACCUGGCUGCCGCCACCGUCAUCAUCAGAGAAGCAGGUGGCAUCGUGAUGGACACUUCAGGUGGACCUCUCGACCUCAUGUCUUGCAGAGUGGUGGCUGCGGGCACCCGAGAAAUGGCGACGCUCAUAGCUCAGGCCUUACAAACGAUUAACUAUGGGCGGGAUGAUGAGAAGUGAAAGGGAGCAGAGGGGCAGAGAAAUGUGACCCAAGGACUGGGCCCUCCUGGGAAUGCUGAGGCUGGCGGCGAGCCCUGGGACAAAGCUGCCUCCAGCAGCCUGCACACAUCAAGUGUCUCUGACCACCCCCAAGAGGAGGUGUUUUGCUAAAGUAUGUGGCUUUCUGGUUAAAUCCACGUUUUUCACCGGGAUUCGGUGUUUAGCUGGUGUCUCUCUUUAAUCUCACAUAGCCUUUAUCAGGUUAGUACACAUUCUUCUAUCAGGGCCAAAAUCCAAAUCUCGUGUGACAUACGUAUUGAAAAUUGAGUCUUGAUUUUUUUUUCCUCCAGAAUGCAAAUCUCAGGUAAUAAGGCUUUAGAACUGCUGAUGAAGCGGACUUGUUCUCAGGCCCUCCCCCAUGGUACUUCAGAAUGCAAUAAAUCAAAAUAAUGGCGCUCUGCUUAUCUGUUUCCCUCCAUAAGUGUGUCGCCUGCUUCCUCAAACCCACAACGCCCACAGCUGUAGAUCCAGGCUCUUCAGGAAAGUUUGCAUAUUAAAGCCCGAAGUUGGCAGUG